AUGCAAAUAAACUUGAGGCGAUCGUUUGAAGCAUGGUGGUCUUCUCUUUGUUCACCACGACACAAGUCGAGUCUUAAACAUGCUAUAACAACAACAACAACCACCACCACGAGCAAACCAUGUCUUACAAAAUUAUCAUUGAUGAAUAAUGUAUUAUUAUUACAAGAAACACAUCAUCAUCAUGAACGAAGGUCGUUCCAUACUUGCAUCAGGUUUAGUGUUCCGAAUCUACCAGGCUUGGAUGAAGGCACACCAAAAGUUAAUAAUUCCUCUUCACCUACUACUACCAGUACCGAUACUGGUAAAAUCAAUCCAGCUACUGCCACCACCAAUUCACAAGAAAAAAACAACAUCUCUUCAUCAUUGGAUGGAAAAGAAGAGGCAGAACCAAAACUUUCCUUUUUAGCACUUGAUGCUACUACCUUGAAACAUUUAAUAUCCAAUCAAAAUAUUGGAGAGGCCAUCAAAGAGACUCAACAAAAAGUUUCUCGGUGGACUCGAACAUUCAGAUCAUUAAUGCAAAAUACUUGGAUAUUUAAACUUGCUACUGUACUGUUUGUUCUCCUCGUGUUGGUUGUUGAGGAAUUUUUGAAAUUGUCAAGAGUUCAAGAAGAAUUUAAAACUCAAGUUUCAGACGACGACAAGACACAUUAUGUUCAAACAAUUGAGAGAAAGAAGGAAGAGGAAGAAUUGCUGAAUUUUGCUGUACAUUCAUUGAAUCAAUAUGCAAUGAUUGUUGGAGAAAGUGGAAGUGGAAAAUCUGAAAUUGUGAGCAGAUUGGUUUACAAAGCACGCAAGCAAGGUAUUCCAGUUUUUUAUUCAGCAGCAACUGAACGACAAUAUGAGGCCCGAUUGAAAAGCGAAUUGGGAUACUUUACACUGAUCAAUUCUUUCUUUCACUAUGUUAAAAAGCUGCUUAAUGUUGACUCGUCAAGUGAUAUAUUAUCAGAUUUAGAAAAAGUGGGAAUUGAGAUCAAAAAGAAAACAGGAAAACGGCCACUGAUGGUAAUUGACAAUGCUCAUCGACUGAAUGCCAACGAUGAAGGUAAACAAUUUUAUAGAAAUCUUCAAGAGCUUGCUAAAAAGAUGGCCGACUCUGAAGCUUUGAAUCUCAUUUUUGUGAUAACAGUAGAUGGAGACAAGACUGUGAAUACGACAUCCGAAUAUAGUAGUAGACUACGAGUAUAUGAAAUUGGUGAAAUGACAAGGGAUGAAGCGAAAGCAUUUUUGAGAAAAAAGUUCAACGUCACCGAUCCGCAAGAACUGGAACGAAUUUUUAGUGUGACUGGUUAUAUACCAAAGUACCUCAAUCAAUAUAACCAAUUAUAUCAAGUGGAUUUGGCUAUCACAGAGAAGUUUAUUCACAGCGGAGUUGACCCUCUUUAUAAUAAGGCAUUUCAGGAUGUUUCAAGAUAUAUUUUGCAACAUGGAUCCAUUGACAUCCAUGACUUUGAGGCCAUGACCCCAUCAUCAGAAGUGGUCAAAGAAUGUGGAUACAAUUGCACGGUCACAGAAUCUGUUCCAAAUUCUGUUCGAAAAUUGUUGGAGAGAAAUUUAAUUUUCAAAAGAAUGGGAAGAACCAUCACCUUCAAGAAUACUGCAAUUCUGAACUAUGUCAAACAUCUACUUGAUAAACUGGAAGAAUAA
Molecule: messenger RNA, 1647 nt
Organism: Naegleria fowleri
Lineage: Eukaryota; Heterolobosea; Eutetramitea; Acrasida; Naegleriidae
Exons: 2
Coding region: 1-1647 (548 amino acids)
Molecular function (GO): ATP binding
Source: RefSeq, a predicted model, not a curated record